AUGCAGCAUAUUGGCAUCCGUGAUAAUGUAGCCGUGAAUGUUCAUCAACAGCCGCAUUUGAUCAAUAAUGCCGAGCAAAACCAUUUCGUCAAUGUGAAGUACAAGUGGAAUACCAAUCAAGUGAGUAAAGUUGAUUCAGAAAAAAAAUUUUUCUCGUUUCCAUUUGAGUAUUCAAUUUCGACUAAGCGCGUUUUAUAGCUCACGGCUGAACUUUCAAUGAAACUUCUGAUUUCAGGACAAGAAAGUUUUAUUGCAAUAUACUUUUCACGGUUUAUGAAGCUUCAAAUUUUGCGAAAAUACGCAAAUUAUGACAUAAAAGCGCUAUUAAAAGUUUUUGGAUCGUCUUUAAAUUGUAUACCAAAUCUAUUUGGAAAGUUUUUCUUUGUGUUCAGGAAUCAGGAGGUCCUAAAGUACAUUUCCGAAAAGUUCUACCGGGGCACUAGGGUACAUUUUCUAAAUAUUUUAAAAUUUGAAAUAUAUCAAGCGAAAAAGUGCUUUUUCCGAUUCAUAGUUGGUUAUUUUUUUCAAUUUUUUUCAAUUAGCUGUCUGUUUUAACAAACUAGCCAUUUUCAGGAGAUUGCCGAUGUUUUGUAUGCCGCAGCGACUCAUCCACAAUGGGUUUCCACCCAUCAAGUUCAAUUGGCGGCCACUGGGUAUUUCCGAGUUACUGUUUCAAUUCAAUAACUUCGAAAGUUGUUUCAGGACCCAAAUACUACUGUCUCGAUUCGACGGCUCUUGGUUCAAAAACGACGGGUUCCUUUGGAGGCGAAGGAAAGAAGGGAAAUUGAUCCGGGAGGAUCACAUGAAGUUGAAGGUUUUUAUUUUUCCUUUUUUUCAUGUUUCACGUUUUUUUCUUUUUUCACGUUUAAUGCGUGAUUUCGGACGAUCACUUUUUUUACUUUUGCUCUAAAAAAACUGCAAAACAGACAGCAAAAGCAAAGGUCUCGAAGCGAGUUUGGUGCCAAAUUGGUAUACGGUCUUUUUAACUAAUAAAAAACGUGAGAAGCUGGUUCUUCUAAUCGAUAAUUUACAGGUUAAUAAGCAAGAAGUUAUCUCGGCGAAUUAUGCACAUUCGGCGGUGGUUCCGACGUUCCAUCGCAGGGUCUAUUGGUUGACUCAUGUCAGUUUUUUUCAUUUGAUUUAGUGAUAGUCUUUUCGCUGAUUUAAAAGGACCUCCUCUAAACAAAUAAUAAAAAUAAGCUUCAUCAUUAUUUCCUUCUGGAAAGUUCUCGUCAAAAAUUGGUUCAUUGCUAUAAUUUUCACGUUAUUUUCUAGGUUUUUCGUAAUUAUUUAAUCACGUACGACAACCGACAUAAUCAGAAAAACGAAGACAACCUGUGUUUGGACAUUUUGGCGGAUAUUUUUCUUGGAAAAAAAGAGAUUCCGAGAAACUUUUGACACCUUCUGAGGGACUGAAAAAGGAGCUUUAGGCUCUUUUGUUUAGGGCCUUUUUAAGGUUGUUUGAACUUUUCAUGUGCAUAAACACUGGUUGAACUUUUGAUGAAACUUUGCUGAAGUAUAUUUUUGGAACUCCCGAUUGCAGAACAAGAAAAAAUUCUCACAAUCUCGUUUCUGAGUUAGGACGCUUUAAAAGCUUGAAAUAGCGUUUUUUUUUGUCAUAAUUUUCGUAUUUUGCAAACUUUAAAGCUUCAUAAACCGUAAAAAGUAUAUUGCAAAAAAUGGUCUUGUCCUGGAAGAAGUUUCAUCGAAAGUUCAGCCGGGAGCUAUGAAACGCUCCCUAGUCGAAAUGGAAUACUCAAACUCAACUUUUCAGGAAAGUUGAGUUCCAUACAAAGAGGUCAUGAACAAAGUAUUUUUAUCGGAAGCGUAUUUCAAUUGUUUUGCAGAGUCCGAACUACGUGCUGGUGCACUACCUGAACACCAGCGGCGAGUGCAGCGUGAGAAAAACGGCGGAGGCGGUCGCCGAGUGCCUCAAGGCCAACUCCCUCCAGCUUUCCCAUCAACAGCUUCUCGAACAGCUUGCCCCCAUCUGUCCGUGUUUAUUUUAUUCCUCCCCUUUUUCUCCCCUCCUCAUUGUUUUAUAUUGCUCGAUUGAGUUUAUGGUUUCAGACGCCAAUCGCUUCAAAUCCGACGAAAUUCCCGUCCUCGUUGGAGCCGCCCUCGACGCUCUUCAGAUGCUCAACGCCGAGAGCAGCCAGAGCAAUGAGGUACUUUUCGAGUCAUAAAAAGGCGGAUAAUUAGUUUAAUUGGGUCUUUCUCCACAGUAUAAACUUCAAAGAAAAAAAUUCGAAAAAUUUUUCGAAAAUUCUUAAAAUUUUUUUCAUGAUGGGCGGUGAAAGAACACAGGAAUUCCUUUCUAUUUAGAAAACUGGACUUUGCUAUUUAGAUUUAAACAAUUCAUAUUUUUUUAAUCAUUUAUAUUGAAAAAAAUCUAAUUAAUUCACCAUUUUUUUAAAAAAAAAUUUUUCACGAAAUUGCCUCGACAGGGUCCGAGAAAGAGUGUUCGAAGAGAAGAGAAUUUGGUUUCCUACAGUUUCUUGAGCUUUUUUUAAAAAGGAAGAUUUUUUUCUGAGAACGAGACUGUGCUAGUUAGAUUUUUAAUAUUUUUUUGAUUAUUUUUCGUUUUUAAUGAAAGAAAAUCAAACGUUAAAGGCAAGCUUGUGCGUCAGGCCAGGCGGCCCGGCCCGGGCUUCAAAAAAAUUUAAAAAUUUAAUUUGAUAAAUUUUUCACCGAAAUGUGACUUUUACUUCUGAAGUCAUAGUUUUUUUGUUAAACUUUAAGUGAAAAAAAUGAGCAAAAAAACAUAAUUUUUUUGUCGUAAAAAAACUUGGUAUCCGACUAGAAAAAAAGUUGCGCGCUUCGGGCCGGGCGGGCCAUUCUUUCUAGAGGCCCCUCUAAGGCCGGGCCGGGCUUACGAAAUGGUCGGGGGGCCGGGAGGGUGACGGGCCGGCCCUCGCACAAGCCUGAUUAAAGGGUAACGGUUAAAUAUGAACUUUUGCGAUAGCUCUCAAGGUAAUUUUGUUAAAUUUUUCGAAAAAAAGAUUAGUAUUAAAAUCAGCCUUUUCAAGCAACUCUGAAACCCGUUUUGGUCACAUUAAAAAAGAAUAAUUGGGUUUUAAAUUAUAAGGACAGUAAAAGUGUCAAAAAGUUUGAGCUGCGGGGAAAAAACCUCCGAAUAGAGCUCGAACUUGUAACCGCCAGAGGGGAUUCUCUACAGAAUCAUGGAAUAAAUGAAGAGUUAUUUGUCGGUUCACAAAACUAUCGUUGAUCAAGAACAGCAUCACGUCUUUUUUGUGAAAGUAGUAGACGAGUUUUGAGCGUUCCGAAGGCCAGCUGCUUCCAUGUAGGAAGAGUGCGGCGCCCAGCUUGUUCAGGGAUGGCGGGGGUCGAUAAAAUCUCUGGCGAGAGCAAAAAUGAAGGCCGACCACUCGCGAGGUAGAAACGAUAAAUAUCCGAAUUUCUGCUUGAAUUAUUUAUUCACUUAUGUUUCUUAAUUUGUUCUUAUUCUCGAUUCCAGACGUCGCACCAGUUCCAACUGGAGCGCCGCAACUCGUGCAGCUCGGCGUUCCGUCGCGGCCUCUCUUCGAUGGCCCUCCGCCGGCAGCCGUCGGCCAACAGCGAGAUCGACGCCAACUACAUCGGCUCGGUCAUGAAGAGCUACUGCAUGAGUGACCGCUUUGCGCCCUGUCUCAACGGCCCCUCGACCUCCUCCUUCGCCCAGAACUACCCCUCGGAGAUGGAAAGCCGCUCUCCCUCGGGCGACACCGAGAUGCGCAGCAGCAAUCCCGAUGAAGGGGUUUUAUUUGGAUCUGAUUUAUAUUUUAUUCUUAAUCUGUGGCAGUGUAAGAAGAGGAUUAUAUUUCUGAGUUUAUCAAUAAAUUCCACUUUUUUACGAAAAUAUCUCUUGCACUGUCAAACUAUGAAAAAAUCACCUUUUCUUUCAAGUCUAAAUCUCAUUUUUCAUUCUCUUUUUGGUAUUUUUAGAUCAAGUUAAAAUAAGAGCUUACAUCAAAUAAGGGCUAGGAAUUAGGGCUGAACUGGAUUUCGUAAGGCAGAUUUUUGUUACAGUAGGAAAUUUUCUGAAGAAAAAGUUAUCAGAAAACAGAAAAUGAAAAAAGCUGUAAAACAUGACUUUCAUCAUUUUUAAAUUCAUGAAAAUCGUCAAGACCGUAAAAAAGUUCUAUGAAAGCUUAGUACCUCAGAAAUUGCUGUCAAUUUCAUGAAGGCUUUAGGAUUAUUUCGCCCUGACGAAUAACUUUUCAAAUAAAGUUUUAAAUGCUAAUUCUCAACCAAACCUUCCAGUCGAUCUGCAAUCAACAGUCGUCCAUGGGCGGCGUCUCCUCUGCCUCGGCCCUGCAGGACUCGAAAGUCGUCGUCCUGAACAACUCGCGGAGUGUCGUCCAACAACAACCGCUAGCAGUUCAGCGCGCUUCUCCCAACGCUUUAACGCCCAUCGUGGACUUUGCCCCAGCUACUUGCUCUGUUAAGGUUUCCAAUUGAACAAGAAAUCGUAGAAAAUUGUUUUUUUAAUAUUAAAAAAAAGCUUCUCAAAAAGAAAAAGCAAAACUAUAAGAUAAUUCGAUUCGGGAAAACUUUUUGGAUGUUUCGAAACUUUUUUUGUUGUUUUUAAGUUUGAUUUUAAGUAGCAAGAGAUUAAAAAAAGUUCAAAUUUUUUUAACAUUUUAACAGAAAUUUUUUUGAACAAAAUUUUUUUCUUGAAGGCUAACCUUCUCAAAGCUUUUUGGCUCAUUUUUGUUUUCAAGCUAAUUUUUUUAGAAGCUGAGUUUUUUCCUGAUCAUUUUUCGUAUAUUUUUUGACGGAACUGUAUAAGGACAAGAACACGGAUUAUCCUAUUUUUUCUGACCUUUCAUAAUUUUUUCCUAGGGAGGCGCCAAGAUUUUGGUGAUUGGUGCGUGGUACAUGCGAGGUCACGAAUAUUCUUUGGCAUUUGGAAGGACGAAAAUCGUCUCGGCGAAACUGAUCCAGGCCGGGGUUCUCAGUGCCGUUGUUCCACCUGGUCAGUUUCAGGAAAUUUGAAGCCUUUUUUGAUUCAUAUCAUGUUAUUUUUCCUAUUUUUUGUUCAAAAUUUUAUUUCCAGCAAACCAGGCGAGCUCUGUUCAAGUGCAGGUGUUCUGCAACGGUCAGGCGAGUUUUUCUUUUAUUAAUUAGAUUUUCAAGGAAUAUUUCAUGGUUUUAGAAAUUGGAAAACUAGGGUUUGUUUGAAAACUUCCUAAUUUUUAGAAUGAAAUCGGUUUUUUUAAAAAUGUUUUCGCAAGUUACAAGUGCCACGGAAGUUUACCUCAUGACAUCUAUUUUUUUAGGCAAAUAUUACAAGUUUUUAUAUAAAUUGUAGACUUGUUUGAAUAUCCAUUGAGAAAUUUGAAGGAUAUCUAUUUUUCUAUAAAAUAAAUCAAAAUAUAAAAGAUGACCGAAAAAAAUUGAUUUUAGAAACUACAGAGAGUAUUAGAAAUAAAAUAGGUGGUAUGAAAAAAACACCGGCGAAAAAUUCAAACGGCGACUUUUUUUCCGAUUUUUUUCAUAUCGCUAGGGAACUUUCCGACGGCCACCUUUCCGACGAAACUUUUUUUCCGACUUUUUAUUUCUCGAUAAACUCUUCGUUUUACAUCUUCCUAUAUAAAGUAGGUAGUUUGUUCAUAAUUAAAACACAAAGAAAUAGGAAAAAAAUGUUCAUAGAUGUUUUCUAAACCGAAAAGCAUAAGGGAAAAAAGUCGGAAAAAGUUUCGUCGGAAAGGUGGCCGUCGGAAAGUUCCCUAGCGAUAUGAAAAAAUCGGAAAAGUCGCCGUUUGAAUUUUCGCUGGUGUUUUUUUCAUACCACCAUAAAAUAAACUUUUUCACUUGUUUUUCCACGUUUUUUUCACGUUCGGAAUUCAAUUUCCCUACUUAUGAAUCUUUUUCAGGCAGUCUCAAAAGAAGUCGACUUUUCCUACACGGCCGAUGAGAGCGAUAACGCGUUGACGCAGAGUCUUUUGGACAGAAUCCAUCUUUUGGCGUGCUUUUUUGACCGUUCCGAUUCCUUAACGGUUGGUUUUUGUUUAAAAAUCGAAAGAAAAAGGCUUUUUCAGAUCCCCUCGUCGUGCAACUACAACGAGGACUGGUUCGUGCAGAUCGUGGGACAGCUGAGCUCGAAUCUGAAAGAAAUGAACCAUCUUGGAAACAGCCAGAGAUUCCCAUCCCGGACCGUUCUUCACAUCGCCGCCGAGCUCAACUUCCCUACCCUCACCGAAAGACUUCUCUGUCUUGGGUACCUUUUUCAAAUCGAAUCAUAGGCCCUAUGCAAGAAGCAUUGGUAAAUGACCUAAUAUCGAAAAAUUCCUUUGAAAGUAAACCCUGUAGGAAAGGCUCUUCUAGAAGAUUGUGUACAUGGAGAAUCUUAAUUUGACUUCUGAAGAGCAAUUUUGAGCAGUUACCAUAUUUUGAGUCUUAUAUGGUUUCAGAAUGUUUUAUUUCUUUUAAAAAGAGCCGCAUUAACGAAAGGAAAUAUUUGACACACUCCGAGAAAAUCGAAGACUUGCCAAAACAGGCACUGAAAAUUCAUGUUGCUUUUUUCAAGUUCAUACUUUUAUCGCAACAACGACAUAGGCUUCUGAAACUUUUUGUAGAGAUUUUGACAAGCUCCGCCCCCUUUGAAGAUUGAUGUAGUCGAAAUACGAAAAAAAAUUGAAUUUUUCUCCGUGGUCUAAUUCGAAAGAAACAUCUUUUAAACGAAAACCAGGGAUAAAAUAAACAUGUUUUGUACACUCACUGUAUUUUUGAUGUUAUACGCAGGUUAUUUAGUCCCAACAAGCUAUCUUCAAACCAUUUUUCAAGUUUAGAUCUGAAAAUCUUCGAAUUUAUGUGAUUUCAAGAAAACUUUUCGCUUUUUUUGUUUAUGCCGGGAAAGGAACUCUAUUUUGAGACCAUUUCAGUUCUACUUUUACGAAAGACCUUGUGUAUAUUUUAAAUUUAUCCCUAUUUGAAAGGCGGUACUUUAACAAGGGUGGCUCGCUGCUUUCCAAACUGGAGAUCGAACGCAAUCGUUAAAAUGUGAAAAAAAAGAGCUUUCAUACUUUUUUCAUUCAAUCUGAGUUCCUUGAAUAAUUUCUUCAUUAAAGCCGAAGAGUAGCCGGCUGCCGAGAACUCGAUCCGCUGGCCAGAGACAUCGACGGAGCGACGCCUCUUCAUGUCGCGGUUCGAUGUGGCGCCGGCGAUGUCGCUCGGUAAAUAAUCGUUCAUUUGUCACUAUGAACUCCAUUCUCACGUGAGCGAGUAAAAUGAAGGUUACCAAUAGAUCUUUCUUCAAGUUUUCUUUUUUCUUGAUCUUUAAAACAAAAUCUGAAGCAUCAAAGUUUCUGUUUAGAUUUUCGUUACGAAGUAUCAAAAAAGAAAGUCGUUUUUUAAGCCCUGUUGACUUGGUGAUUUUCAGAACUUUGCUCCGAUUUUGCCCUGCAGCGGUGGACGUCCUGGACGAUCGUGGCAGGACUCCCUGCGAACUGGGCGGCGACGCGAAGAAUCUUGAGCUGAGGAACGACCAGAAGGCCCAGCUACCCAAAAGUAUCAUUUCAAAGAUUUAAUCGAACAAAUCAGUCGGUUUUUCCAGACCUGGAAGACCUGGGAGCCCAUGUCAAUGCGACAGAACUUUGGGUGAUGACCAACGGAGAAACGGUGACGCGAGAACAUUUGCUGCUCAAGCAGAGGUCUUCGGUUGCCAAUUCCCAGUCUCAAAUUGUCAGGAACGCGGUAAAUAGUCGAUUUUUCCAAGCAGGAGAAGAAAAAAGAGACUGAUAGUAGGUGUUUUUUGAGAAAGAGCAAAAAAUCCAUAACGUCUCACUAACUGUUCUAAAUUGAGUUGUAUUAAAGAUCGAAAAUAAAUAGAAGUUUUAAAAUUAUGCCUAAACUUGACGCAUUUUAUAGAAGCUUUUACGAUUUUUUUCUUCGGGUUUAUUGAUUUUGAGACGUUUAAACUUGGUUGGACAGCUUUAAAUUUUUUUUUGAUGAUUCAACGCGCUUUGUAGCCCGUGAAGUUUCGAUGAAUCUUUCCUAAAUUAAUGCAAAGACAGAAUUCUUCAAUAUCAAAAGCUGAUUCUGAUUUUCAGACGUCGAGCUGUUCGAUGGCUUCUGACGGCAUGACGGAGCAGGUGAACGACUCGCCAAUGUCGAAGGUAUUCAAAAAUUGACUCCUUUUAAUAUUUGAAAAAUUCAAGGGUCGAGAAGCUGACGAGGAAGAUGGCGGUGAACAGCAACAGUUGCACGUCGAGAUCUCGAUGGACACCGAUGUUCAUGUCCCCGAUUCGCCGAAAAUGGCUCGGCUUUUCAAAGUGGUCACUAGGUGGGCACUAGAGUUCUCAAAAGUAAAUGUUUGAACGAACGUUCAACCAAACAUUUUUCCGAACGUUUGAUGAAUUCGACCAAUUAGUUAAAUUUCACAUGAACUGUUUGUUAAAAAAACCUCAUUUUGGUUAAAUUUCAUAACUGAGCAUUUAAAAAAAUGAACAAUUAUUUAUUUUUUUCGAAAAAAAUUUUGUUCAAAAAAAUUAACAUUUAAAUUUCAUUUUUGAAAAAUUUUUGGUCAAAAAAAGUAAACAUUUAAGAUUCAUUUUGAAAAUUUUUGGUCAAAAAAAGUAAACAUUUAAGAUUCAUUUUGAAAAAUUUUGGUCAAAAAAAGUAAACAUUUAAAAUUCAUUUUUGAAAAAUUUUUGGUCAAAAAAAGUAAACAUUUAAAGAUUCAUUUUGAAAAUUUUGGUCAAAAAAAGUAAACAUUUAAGAUUCAUUUUGAAAAUUUUUGGUCAAAAAAAAGUAAACAUUUAAAAUUCAUUUUAAAAAAAUUUUUGGUCAAAAUAGUGACCAUUCAAAUUUCACUUUGAAAUUUUUUUAAAAAAAGGUAAACAUUUAUUCAUUAAUGUAUUCAUUACAAUUACGGCACUUGGCAGUAUCUGUGCCGGAGUCAAUUCUGUCUCAGUCUACUCCAAAUGAAAUCAUGAAUCGAUUACUUCGAAAUUCAAACUAAUUUCUGGUUAAAAUUAAUAAAUCUCUUGGAAAACAGUGAUUUGGAUGGUCAAGGGCAAUGCUAAAAAGCCGGUUAAGGACGGGAAAAAAAUUAUAUGGAACCGGCCAAAAAAAUGAGCAGACCGGAAGAAAGGUGCUAUCUGGAGAAUUAAUUGAACGAGGAAAAAAAGGAAAAAGUAUUGAUUUGGAUUUUGGUUCGGAAAAAUCCAGGUUCGGAAAAACUAUCGGCCAAAAAAAUGAACUUUUAAUUUUCACAGUUGAAAAAAAAUUUUUUUGUACGAAAAAAAGUAAACAUUUAAAAAUUCUUGUUGAAAAUUUUGGUCAAAAAAAUGAACAUUUAAAUUUCACUUUUGAAAAAUUUUUGGUCAAAAAAAAGUGACCAUUUACUUUUUCACUUUGAAAAAAAUUUGGUCAUUAGGACGAACAUUUAUUUACUAGUCAGAAUAUGAUUGUUUAGAAAAUGACCAUUUAUUUUUUUCAGUCAUUAUUUGAAAAAGUCAUAAAAUGAAAAGAAUGAAAGUGAUCAAUUUUUGGUUGAUCUUUCAAAAACGACAUUCGUUUGAAAUGUCAAAAAGAAAAAUUUUUUUCGUUUUUUUGAAAAAAAUGUCAUUUUUCAAUUGGUCAUUUUGAGAACUCUAGUGGGCACUAAGUAGACUAUCUCAACAAGAGAUGAGUUAAUGAAUUCUGGAAGAAGGUUCUUUGAAGGAUUAGUUUCUGAGUUUCGCGUUAUAACGUUUUAUUGAAUAAAAACAAAAUAGGAUCUGAUUGACUUUACUUUUCACGGCCAUUUGCAGCCCCGGAGUGAUGGUGACAGACAAUGUGAGGGCGAAGAUGGCGAUCCUGGCGCAGCAAAUCAUCGACGCGCUGCCGGACCGCAUCAAGCAGCCGGACGGGUUCUCGCUGUGCGACGAGGAGUCGUCCCUCGGCACGGCCAGCGGCAGUUAUUCCCUCUCCACCAACAACAAUCCCAUGCUCGCCCAGCACCAUCUCAUCCACCACGGCGGCGACCUCUACGACAUGAUGCUCGAUUCGAAUGCGAUCCACUCGUCAGUUUCCUUGAGUUCUUGUUAUGCCCGUUCCGCGCCAGCUUGUCACGAACUUUGUUCCCCUCCGACUUACAGAACUUUUCUAUUAGAUGUAUGCGCUUUUAAGGCCAAAUUAAAGGCGCAUGCACACAAUCUGGCCGCGCGCUUUCGAUAGAAAUCUUCCCUGAAGGGUUCCUCAGCUCGGAGGAAAAUAAAAAUCGUGAAAAGUUGGCGCGGAAUGGGCUAUAGAAAAACACGCUUCUCUCAGUGUAAACGCCUAGUUUUGCCUCACAGAGUUAGCAUGUAUUCUUUUCGAAAAUUCGUGAUGCUUGGUUUAAAUUCGCCAGUUUUUCCGAAUAGUUUUUCUUUCGAAGAAAAGUAACUUUUUUUGUGUAGUUUUGGUCCAAAGAGUUUGCUCUGUAUUUUCUCAAAAUGUCUUUUUCUCUGUAAACGAUAUGCAGAUUCGACACGUGCGGUCGCGAAGCGGUUACAAAUUAGAGUUGAUUACGGGCAUUUCGUUUAGCUUUUUCCUAUAAAAAACAGAAAAUUCAAAAGUCUACCGAUUAUUUUUUGUGCACUUCGCUUUGCUACCAUUUAAAAGAUUAUAUAGUCUGUCUUAAAAAAACGUGACAAAUUGGCGUGAAAUACUCUCGCUUUUUUCGUUAAGCAUGAGCCACACAUUUUGAAUUGCUAGAGUUCUUUACUGAACUUUUCAAAAAAAAAUUGAAGAAAUUUGAUCCGCAAGACGACUUCAAGGUCACAAAAGAAAUUUUCAUAUUUUGCAACUUUGAAGAAAUUUCAUGAAUUCAUUCAGAAUAAGAGCCGAAACAUCAGCGGACAGUCGCCAAAGUUCCAUGACCGGAUCUAACAUGUUCUCCUCACAGGUCUGUAAAGAAGGUCUCAACCCAAUUAUUGAUCAUUUAAUUUCAGGAAGACCAUUCAUUCCCGUCUUCGUCAACGAAAACCGCCGUGUCGGACAGCGAGAGCGUCGACUUCGACAAAGACCUUGGCGAGUUCUUCGCCAUCGACGUCGACUCAUCCGUUGAUCCUAUUCAGCAACGCCUCGGCGACUUGAAGCUCUCAGGUAUGGUUUGGAGAAUAACUAUGAUUCCUGGGGUUUGAAGUUUAUCGAAUUUCUAGCGGUUUUACUCUUUUAGAAAUUCUGGUGGCAUUUAGAAUGGUGUUAUGAGAUUGAGGAACUCUAAAUAUUUUGCUUUAAGAGUCAUGGGAUCUAGGACUCACUUAGCUUGCUCCUCUGGUCGUCUUUAGAACGGUUUAUAGCGUUGAGGUUGUUUCAUAAGGCUGUAAAUCUGGAAAUCCUCUGUUUCAAGGUUCAUCCAACUUGUUUCUUUCCUAUACCGACCCGCGGAAGUCGUUUACUGGUCUGGGACACUUCUAAUUAUGACCGCUCCGCAGUGUUGAGCCAUUCCCAGUACGGUUCAAGUCUGAACUAAGAGGCUGUAGGGACUCCCUAGAACAAUUCUUGUACUUAGCAUUGAAUAAUUCAAAUAUUUACGAUAGUAGUACGGUAGAGCAGUUUUUACCCCAUAAGGAAAUUACAAGUUAAACUCUGGAAUUUUUUGAUAAAUAUCGGAAAUACUCUUUGAUGUGAGUAGAAUAAACUUUCUUGAUAGAUUAGUUUCUUGUUCUAAAAUUUCUUCAGAAGGCCGUCUAGCAUCUCCUCAAAAAAGUCUAUCGUAUCUGUUUUUUUCUGUUUGAUGGUGCUCUUCUCAAUUGAGAGGAGCAAAAAUAGCCGCGCGGGGGAUGUUUUGUGAUCCCCCCGAGCCGGUACGAGUCGCUUUUGCGUCACCGGGGCUGUUUUACAAGAGUUUUGAAGAUGCGAAGCAGUCCAAACAGUUCUCGAAAUCUGCGCGUUCUGGCUGAACUUUGGGCGCAGCAGCGUUCCCUGCAGGCUAUUUGCGUCAUUCGCCCACUAAUUGAGGGUCUUUUUUGUGUUUCGGUUCGAUGUUUGAUAGCACUGUGUGGACAUUGAUAAUGGCUAGGCUCCGUGUUUUUUUUCUUUUUCAUUUUUUUGGCGUUCAUUCAGACCGGCUUUUUGCAAAAGAAAACUUUCAAAAUAUAGCACAAAAUUUGGUCAAACACUGUUUCCCUUACUUAUAACGCCAUGAUCGUAGGUGAAAUAGGUUGCAGUUUACCGAAUUUGCCUGAACCUAAGGGCGCAAGUCGUUUUUGAUCGGACACGCCGUUAGCCUAUACCGAUGGCUUUCAAAAUACGAUUUGAAAAAGAUGAAAAGACAACUUUUUCAAGUGGAAUAUGCUUUUCCUGGUUCUGAAAAUAACGAUAUCGUAACCAACUUUUAAAAUUUCUGUUUCACAAAAGUAUGUAUUUCCAGUUUAAAAAAUUUCCGUUUAUGUUUUAUACAAGAAGAACUAAUAAUUUUGAACAUUUUCAAGAAAAUAUUUUUUCAAGAGCCACACAGAGCCGAAAUCACUUUUUCUAAAUUUGAUCGCUUUUUCUGAACAUUUUGCAACUAGACUAUACUUCGAUUCGAAGUUUCUUGAUCUACCAAAACCCUUGUAUUUGUUCCGGUAGAUCCACUCAAAAAGAGAAAAAGAAAGAAUGUAGUGAAAUGGGAUCCAGGCGGCGAUGUCAUUCAUCCUCCACCUACGACACAUUUUUUUUUUGCGUUGAAUGAGCCGAACUCUCACCUCGUUUGUAAGCGGUCUUUGAUUUCUCUCUGUUAUUCUCCCACAUUUCAUCUUAUCUCUUUCUCACCGAACAUCUGACAAUUUUCGGAAAUCGGACGUGGAAACUUGGUCGUUUGAUAGUGCAGUACAUCCUCUAGCUAGGCUUUUUUUUGCUUCUGUAAGAAUUUAGGGAUGAUUAAUUGAUUAUAUUAAUUGAUUAAGUCUCUGAAGAUUAAAAAUGGGUUCCUUUAUCAAUAUCACCUAGAAAAAAAUCUUUUUAAUUUUUAAGCUUUUUACCAGACUUUUUGAAAGAGAGUAAACUCAGAAAAUCGUGAAGUUGGUCUUCAUUCAAAAAGUUUAAAAGAUUUUUUUAUGGAAUUCUCAGAUUUUUCAACUUUUUUUCUUUUUUUGGAAAGAAAAAUGGACAGAAAUAUGUCAAUUUUUUUCAAUCUCGAAAUAACGUCUCAUGUUUUGCAAACUCAAUAAUCCAUUUAGAAGUUAAGAUUCCUGAAUUUGUAAAAAAAAACAUAAUCAAAAAUCUCAUGGGAAAUUGAGUAUCAGUGAGAAGAAGCUUAACACGGAAGCUUCCGUUUUCUGAUCAUCUCAUCAAAAUUGAAGAAGAAUGAAGAAAGCUAUGAACCUAAUCUUCAUAUUCUGAAAAGAAAAAUCUUUCAUGCUCCAAUAAUAACGACCUUUCCCAUUUCUCUCUUUCACUCUCUCUUUCUCACUCACUCAAGUUGAACGGUUCUCCGACUGCAAACACAAGGAAUGGGGAAGGAGAAGCUGCAAAAGUUGAAGUUCGGAAAAGAAGAGCUGUGAUGGGGUAUAUCGAGAGGCCGGCGAACUUGAGAUGAUGACGUCAAGCGAGCACCAAACGGAUGGAUUGUCACACUGUCUGGCCGGCCGCCUUCCUCUCUUUCUCUCUCAAACGCCUUGGCCUGCCUUUGGCCCAGGCAGGACGGACGUAGGUAA
Caenorhabditis auriculariae is the source of this 13610-nucleotide messenger RNA. NCBI's taxonomy places the organism in Eukaryota, Metazoa, Nematoda, Chromadorea, Rhabditida, Rhabditidae. The record is from the annotation of a GenBank genome assembly.